This is a messenger RNA of Camelina sativa (false flax), 561 nucleotides long. The record is from RefSeq and is a predicted model, not a curated record. NCBI's taxonomy places the organism in Eukaryota, Viridiplantae, Streptophyta, Magnoliopsida, Brassicales, Brassicaceae.
AUGUCGUCGGCUAUGGACAAAGCGAUGAAAACGAUGUCUCUGGAAGAAGAAGAUGAGCCGUUUGUCAUGCCAGAUCUUCCGCAGUACAGAUCUGGUGAACUGAAUGUUUUAUGUUUAAUUGGAAGGUACGAACAUGAUCUGCUAGAGGUUUUGGAUAAGGGCUUCCAGUCCUAUGAUCAGUGGUGGUUAGUGACGGAUAGGUGGUCAGAACCUCCUCCACCAGAUUCGUUGCAAUUUGUCACCUUCUGGGUUCAGAUAAGGAACAUCCCGAUAAAUUACUACACAAAAGAAACGAUCACUUUGCUGGGUAAAUUAAUUGGUCAGGUGUUAGAGGUUGUCGUCGAUCCCACACGGUCUCAGAACAAGGAUUUUGUGAGAGUCAAGGUUAGAUUUGAUGUCUCCAAGCCGUUGAGGAAAUCCAAAAUCAUCAACCUGCCGAAAGAGCUGUCUACAACGGUUUAUUUCUUCUAUGAGAGGGUCCAGAAAAGAUGUUACAAUUGUCAAAGGCUUACGCAUGUGGAUGAAGACUGCCCUUUGAUUCUCAAAAUCAGGGAAGAUUAG